CCGCCUCCGAGGAGAGAGACCGAGCGGGUGCAGAGGGGAAAGGUCAGACGGAAAGGCACCCCGAGGUGGAGGUGCGGUCGGACGGAGACAUGGUCAACCUGUGCAGGCGUCGUUAGCUCUGAAUCGGGGGCUCUGGCGGAAGGAGGAUUCUACUGGGAGAACUGGACAUGCUAAACUGGUGAUGAGCACGAGGCCGACCGCAUGUGUGGAGCUUUUUGCACGGAGCGCCUGCUUGAUGUUAUUUACCCCUCGGAAUAUAGUGGGAGACAACAAUUGUGCCGUUGAAUUCACAGAGAAAGAAGAAAAAGAGAGUGAAGACACGAGGAAAGUAAGUCAACAAACCCAAGAAAGAAAGUGAUGGAUCAUCAGGACAAAGGAGGAGGCACAGGAGGAGGAGGAGGAGGAGGAGGAGGAGGAGGGCAGACUAACGAGAACGAGAAGGCCGAGGACGUCGUCGAUGAAGAGAAGUGGACCAAAGACAAGAACAACAAGCUGGAGAAGGAAAUCGGCGGGAAGGAGCCCGGCAGGGGGGCCGCCAAGGAGAAGCGCCGCUGCCCCUGGAGGAGCGGCUGGGCCCUGGCCGAGCGCCUGGCCAUCAACGUGUCGGGGAUGCGCUACGAGACCCAGCUCCGCACCCUGGCCCAGUUCCCCGACUCGCUGCUGGGCGACCCCGGCCGGCGCCUGCGCUACUUCGACCCCGUGCGCAACGAGCUCUUCCUGGACCGGAGCCGCGUCUGCUUCGACGCCAUCCUGUACUUCUACCAGUCCGGCGGGAGGCUGCGCCGGCCCGCUAACGUGCCGCUGGACAUGUUCCUGGAGGAGCUGCGCUUCUACGAGCUCGGGGAGGAGACCAUCGACCGCUACAAAGCGGAGGAGGGCUUCUCCAAGGAGGAGGAGAGGCCUUUACCCACCAAUGACUUGCAGCGGCGCCUCUGGAUGCUGUUCGAGUACCCGGAGUCCUCCGGCGGAGCUCGGAUCAUCGCCAUCAUCAGCGUCAUGGUCAUCGUGCUCUCCAUUCUCAUCUUCUGCCUGGAGACCCUGCCUGAGUUCAGGCUUGAGAAGGAACAGAGGGAGCAAUUCACCACCAUGCCUCACCCCACCAUAGCGAACGAAACCAUCUCGGUCCCGCCCGGCUUCAACCCCUUCCAGGACCCCUUCUUCAUCGUGGAGACCAUCUGCAUCAUCUGGUUCUCCUUCGAACUCAUCGUGCGCUUAAUCUGCGCUCCGAGCAAGGUGCACUUCUUCAAAGACGUCAUGAACACCAUCGACUUCUUCGCCAUCAUUCCCUACUUCGUUACCCUGGGCACGGAGAUGGCCAAGGACAAGGGCGCGCCGCCCUCCGUGUCCCUGGCCCUCAUCAGGGUCAUCAGGCUGGUGAGGGUCUUCAGGAUCUUCAAGCUGUCUCGCCACUCCAAGGGCCUCCAGAUCCUGGGCCAGACGCUGAAGGCCAGCCUCAGAGAACUCGCCCUGCUCAUCUUCUUCCUGUUCAUCGGCGUCAUCCUCUUCUCCAGCGCCGCCUACUUUGCGGAGGUGGACAGCAAAGACACGGCGUUCACCAGCAUCCCCGGGGCCUUCUGGUGGGCCGUGGUGACCAUGACGACAGUGGGCUACGGGGACAUGUACCCGGAGACGGUCGGGGGGAAGCUGGUGGGCUCCAUGUGCGCCAUCGCCGGCGUGCUCACCAUCUCGCUGCCGGUGCCCGUCAUCGUGUCCAACUUCAGCUACUUCUACCACCGCGAGAACGAGUGCGAGGAGACGACGCAGUACAAGCACGUGUCCACGUUGCUGUGGGACGGGGAGGACGACGGAGAGGGGGAACGCGAGGAAGGGGCGGACGAGGAGCUCGAACACACGGGGGACUACGCCCCCCUGUACGGGCCGGACGGCGGCGGCGGCGGCGGCAUCUGCCCGCCGCUCAACGGUUCCCUCCUGGUGGGGCUUUGUGCCGGACAGGAAGCCGCCGGGCGGAGAGGGACAAACUUCUACCUCAACGAAACUCUGGUCACUCAGGUUUAACGGCGAGGCAGUCGGACGUUUAACGGAGGGGAGGGCGGAGACCGGAACGUGAACACAAGAGACUUGAUACCAGAUCGACCAUGUUGGAUUUGAGGUUUUUGCUUGGUUUUUAUUUCACUCGUUGUUUACGGGAAACAUCUGUUUUUCUCAAUGAAUAAAUGUAACGUGAUCUCUUCUGUCCAGCUCAAGGAAAAAAAACACCUGGUGCACAAUGAAAAAGAUAAAAAAUGUUUUUGAGUGAGGAGACUUUUUGCUUGUUCUGGGCAAUAACAAUGGCAUUUAUUAGAAAAAUUAUAAUAAAGAUUUUAGGUAUUACGUGAUUUUACAUUUACAUAAUUCUUUCAAUCAUUUCCUUUAACGUUUCCUGAAUAUACGUAGGUUUAGUAGGUUAAGUUAACAUUUAUUUAUUCUACAUAUAUUAUCGGAAGCUGUAUUCUCCACAUGCAUGUGGACAGUUUUUCAUGUUCAGUUGUGUUGACUGAAACACUACCUCGGUUACACUGGCAAAUGGUAAAAAAUGAUACUUAUACUAUAUAGUUUGUUUUCUAAGAAACUUCAUUUUUGUUUGAAAAGCACGCUAAACAUAUUUUCCCAUUGUGCAGCAGAAGGACAAAGAUUAUUUAAGGAAUCUGAACAUGUUUGUAAAAGCGUGGUUAAUCACCCGUGAGUUGCUCGUGCGACUUGAUCGUCGCUGUACAGGUGUCAAAUGUAAAAAUGAAAAUCCCUGCAACGACAGAUGGCACUUCUGCAGAAAUGUGACCAUGUAAAGCCAGCGUGCAGUAAACACACGGCUCAGCGAAGUGAUCUCCUGCGGGAGCGAACUGCACGGCGCCGCGGUGGUGUCGGCGAUGUAAUCCGCGACCGGUAAAUUGCUCAUCGGCGCGGACAGAGUUCAUGUCGGCGGUCAUGGUUACAUACGGCGACGUAAUGGAUACGGCUGACAUUUCUAACCAGCGGAGCCAUGGCGAGGCCUCGCUUGUCACGGGGACGCCUUCCCCCUCGUUAACCUGCCUAAAAGCGCAGAUGCGUUUGAGCUGUAGAUAUGCGUGUGGUUUCCCUCGUUCAUCGGCUGACCUUUGAUCCCAAAUCACACGAAGAUGAAGGCCUUAAAAAACACUUUUAAUAUGCUGUUCCGUUUUUAUAUUUUUGAUUUCGCUACUAUGAGACAUUCUUUGUUGAACUUAACUAACUAUAAAAGGUCAAAUAUUUCAUUAAAAGAAUGAAAUGUUUUAAUGAAUCCCGCUGCAGGAAUCUUCAAACCCAGAAAGGAAUCGGCAUCUUUGCACUUCCUGUUUCCGGUGAAUGUAUAUUUGUUAUUAGCUUUGGGUUUUUGAGUACUGAAAUAAAGUCUGUGGUUCACAAGAGCUUUGUACAGUUUUGUUCAACAAUUUAAAACACGGCUGCUCACUAAGAGCUGAACCAGAUGUUGUCCAUGUUUCAUGUUAUUGGGAAGUCUAGAAUAACGCUAGAUAACGUUAGCUAACACUGGCUAACGUUUUGCCUCGGCAGAUUGUAUUCGCUCCUCCGAAAAGUGGUGUUUAUCUGUGAACAUUAUCAACCAAUAAUAUAAAAAUACAACAGAAAAAUCA
Messenger RNA from Gasterosteus aculeatus aculeatus (three-spined stickleback), 3605 nucleotides. It is a transcript of the gene kcna7, whose product is annotated as potassium voltage-gated channel, shaker-related subfamily, member 7. Lineage: Eukaryota; Metazoa; Chordata; Actinopteri; Perciformes; Gasterosteidae. Gene Ontology annotation, biological process: potassium ion transmembrane transport; action potential; protein homooligomerization. Gene Ontology annotation, cellular component: membrane; voltage-gated potassium channel complex. Gene Ontology annotation, molecular function: delayed rectifier potassium channel activity; protein binding. The record is from RefSeq and is a predicted model, not a curated record.